Messenger RNA from Oreochromis niloticus (Nile tilapia), 1256 nucleotides. Its product is annotated as zinc finger protein 93-like. The coding region runs from base 6 to 1256 and encodes 416 amino acids. The record is from RefSeq and is a predicted model, not a curated record. Gene Ontology annotation, molecular function: RNA polymerase II cis-regulatory region sequence-specific DNA binding; DNA-binding transcription factor activity. The transcript is spliced from 4 exons. Lineage: Eukaryota; Metazoa; Chordata; Actinopteri; Cichliformes; Cichlidae. Gene Ontology annotation, biological process: regulation of transcription by RNA polymerase II.
AAACGAUGAGCUCAACACAGAAGGACCAACAUGGAGCGAGAAGUCAGCGCUCUCAGGAGGCCGACAAACCUCACAGAAGAAAGAGAGAGAAAACAUACACCUGUGACGAGUGUGGGAAGGAUUUUACUGGGAAGGCUAAACUAAAACAGCAUCAGGUCAUCCACACUGGAGAGAGACCGUUCAGCUGUGACUUGUGUGGAAAGUCUUUUUCCUGGAAGCGUUCCCUAAAAACACACAAACUCAUCCACAGUGGAGUUAAAGCGUACAGCUGUGAUCAGUGUGGCAGAGCUUUUACUCAAAGAGGCCAAUUACAGAAUCAUCUAGUUACCCACUCUGGAAUUAAAGCAUACAGCUGUGACAUUUGUGGAAAAGCUUUCAGUCAAAUAAGGCACCGAACUACACACCUACGCAUUCACACCAAACAUGAUGUGUACUGCUGUGAACAGUGUGGCAAAGAGUUUACAACAAGCACGCAGUUACAACACCACAUGUUUACCCACACUGAGGAGAGACCUUAUAAAUGUGACCUGUGUGAGAAGACUUUUAAAGCUCCACGUUACCUGAGGCAACACCAACAGAUCCACACCAGAAAGAGACUCUCCAAGUGCAGUUACUGUGAGAAGCAGAGUGACACAGAAGGAUCCAGUUCUCAACCCUGUCGUCACUGUGGAAAAGAGUUUUGUUGUGACCUCUGUGGAAAGACUUUCAGUUGGCAAGGCAACCUAAAAAUACAUCAACGUAGACACACUGGAGAGAAACUGAAAUACUGCAAAGAAUGUGGGAGAAGCUUCACCACAUCAGGUGACUUAAAACGACAUGAACUGAUUCACAGUGGGGUUAAAAAUCACCUCUGUGAUCAGUGUGGGUCAUCCUUCACCACUGCAGUCAACCUUAAAACACACAAACGAGUCCACACAGGAGAGAAACCAUACAAGUGCAGACACUGUGACAAAAGCUUCUCACAUUCAGGUAGUCGUAACGAUCAUGAACGUACACACAUGGAAGGAAACUACAGCUGUGACCAGUGUGACAAGAGCUUCAGGAAUCUCAGUUCAUACUCCGUACACAAACGAUCCCACGUUACUAAUAAACUGUUUCACUGUUACCAAUCAUCUGUGGACAUCACAAAAGUUGAGCAGGAAAUCAUUUACAUUGUGUCUGUGUCCAUCAACGGAGAGUUUACCUCUGACUCUCUUGGACUGAUUGAACUGGGUGCUGACCGCACUGCACAGGGAUGGACUUGUGAGACUUCUUGA